AUUUCUCCAGAACUAUCGCCGUUUCUGAAACUUUCAUCUCUAAGACCAUCAACACCACCUUUAAGACCAUCACCACCACCUCUAAGACCAUCACCACCACCUCUAAGACCAUCACCACCACCUCUAAGACCAUCACCACCACCUCUAAGACCAUUACCACCACCUCUAAGAUCACUGUUUUUGAAACCACUACCUCCGAAACUAUAACAGAUGAAGCUGCUAUGGAACAAUGCAUUUCACAUAUAUUCAAAAUUCACCAAUCCAUAAAUGUUUCACUUGAAAAGUAUCGUAAAAAGUUAGGUCAUAAUAAUAUGUAUAGAAAGAAAACGGCAAAUAAUACAAUUGAAACUGAAACUGAAUCCCUCAAGUCCAAUAAUUAUACUGCAAUUGUUGAAGUGAAUGGCAAAGAUGUUCAAAUUCCUGUCAAACAGAACAAAGUGACUACUAACGACAUUGUACAAGGGCAAUCAGAAACAUCAGAAACUGAAGUUGCAAAGAAAAAUAAUAAAACUGAUGAACUUUUCCAAUAUAUGAGAAAACGUAAUAUAUAUGUGCUAUGUGGGCAAUUUAGAAAAUUGUCAGAACUGGAUGCGGAGGACCGGUUUGAGAAAAUUGUUCAUGACACUACCGUUAAAAUCGAUAUUCCCAAAGAUAUCAAAGAAUAUCUUCACGAUUUGCUCAGUGGGGAUAUUGAAAGUGCGUUGUCAAAAGUAAAAGAGCCACUCAGUAAGGACGCGCGACCAUUACUGUUAUGGACAAAUGAAGUUUGCCGGCACUUUAUUUUUUACUUCUAUUAUGGCGGUUUACAGAUAGACGGUGACGAAAAAACUUGGUCCAACCAAACAGUCUAUCGCAUUCUUGAUUUAUUUUCGAUGUUUUUUGGAAAAUUGACGUCAGGAAUUGCCUUUGGAGAAAUUGUAAACGAAGCGCACAAAGAUAGAAUUUAUACCACAAAUGUUGAUCAAAAACAGUCAAAUUCAAAGAGAGGUGACAAGAACGAUGCUGUCUUAUAUCAGGAUGAUAAUGCUACAGUUAUAUAUGAACAGUCCUUUGGGCCUACAGAAUUUGAUUCAACACAUUAUAUGGGAGAUAUAACGAAAUUAGCGCGUAACGGAGUAGAUGAUCUAAAUUAUCACUUCUUGCAGUAUGGAAAAUCUUCCGUAACAACGGCGAAAAAACUCAAAUCCAUCGGCAUCCAUGGAUAUAAAUAUUCUAUAUCAAUCUACCUCACGGAUCUCAUUUGUAGGAAACUGUAUAGAACAUAUGAAAUAUUUAAUUGUAAAAUUCCAACAUCAUAUACGGAUCGAUGGUUUCUAGCUAAGAUUGCAAAGAUAGGCGUCUAUUUUGAGGCACUGCUCGCGGAACGACAAUCUGUGAAGGGAAAAAUGGGCGGAGAAGACAUGAUCAAUGAAGAUGGUUCUGAUUGUGUGCGCGAUUGGAUAUCAGUUCAGGAUAACACUCCUGAAACAAAAAGAACAAGGUGCUCACAAAAACAAUAA
Molecule: messenger RNA, 1499 nt
Organism: Acaulospora morrowiae
Lineage: Eukaryota; Fungi; Glomeromycota; Glomeromycetes; Diversisporales; Acaulosporaceae
Source: the annotation of a GenBank genome assembly